GACCGAGGAUAGCAACCCGCCGCAACACGCGAUUCCGCCGACGGCGCAGAAGAAGAAGUUGAAGUAGAAGUCAUCAAUCCGGUGUGCGAAUCGGUUUCGAAGAGCAGCAGCGCGCGGCACUUCCGGCGUUUUUUUUUGGUUUUGUGGCGUCGCGUGUGCCACGCGGUGGCCCUUGUCGGUGGCCUCGCGGAAAUUGAAUUACUACCAACCGGUGAAGGACGCCUACUGCGCCAACUGGAACAAGGGGCGGUGAUGACAUAGACGCCCUUGUUUGCCGAAGCGGCGCGCGCUUGGCCUACCAGGAUCUGCUGCUGCCAAACUCAGAUGGUUUCAAACUCUGUGGUCGUCUUGUGGUGCGGAUAGCCCUACUCAGUGUCCUUUCUACGUCAAGUGCGAUUAUGUAAAGAAGAAGAAGAAGUUGAAGAAGUGGAAGAUUUGCAUUGGAUUGCUGGUUGGAUGGGAUGAAGCAGUAGUUGUGACAGCGCGUCGCUCAUCAGCUGUGCGAGAGAGAACAAAAGGAGAAACAGUGCGUCGUCGUGGUCGGCGGUGUGUCAGUUUACGGACGAAUAGCCGCUUGAAUCGUCGAUUUGGGAAGUGUUCCAAAAGGUGGUGGCAGUGUUUCGGUGCAGUGCAGUAUCGUGUACUAGAGCGAGAGUAAACGAUAAAAGUUGACACCGUAGUUAUCGUCUGGUGCCUGCCGCUGCUGAGAGCAAUGCAUAUUAAACGAAGAGUUCUGCUGGAGCUCGCUGAAGCCACCGUCGAAGGAAAGUUCAAGAAGAAAUGAAACCAUCGCCGACUCCGGAAUGGGGACGACUGGAAGGAUUUAGCAGUGAAACCAACAGAAGCAUGAAGUCAGCAUGAAGUCUCUCUCUCUUGAAAUAGUGUGAAACCCGACCAAGUGUGAAUCGUGCAAAGUGUGCUAAUUCAGUGUGCUUAAGGGAGUAGAAGAGAGAAGCGGAAUAAGUCGUCAAUAAGGAUAAGUGUGUACAUAGAGAGAAGAAUCGACACAAUCAUUCCCGCUACAACACGACACAGUUCAUAACAAGAAAAUCACGAAAGGAGAAUAAUACCCAAAGAAAAUAGUGAAAUAAGUAGCAGAAAAUUAAGCUCCGCAGCAAGUAGAGGAAAAAUAGCGUUCUUUCUAGUGAAUUUAUCUUCUUAUUCCCGAAAAUAUAUUAUCCCCGAAGCAAUAGCAGCGAAGCAACGAAGUUAAAUAGUUAUAAUAAUAAUAGCAAGAAUAAAAUAGUGGCGAAGAAGAAGCAGCAGAAGCAAAAGUAGCAGCAGUUUAGUAGUGAAAGUAGUGAAAGUGAAGAAGGCGAAACAAAAAUAGUGUAAAAAUGCCUGUCAGACGAGGACACGUCGCUCCCAAGACGACCCUUAUUGAAACGAUAAUCAGGAAAUUUGAUACGCAUAACCGUAGCUUCCUAGUGGCCAAUGCGCAGCCGGAAUCGUGCCACAUCAUCUUCUGCUCGGAUGGCUUCUGCAAGAUGACCGGAUUCACGCGGGCCGAGGUGAUGCAGCGGUCGGCCUGCACCGAGUUCCUGCAGGGCCAGAUGACCUCCCAGGCGGUCGUCCAGUCGAUCAAGGAGGCGCUGCGGAAGGGCGAGGAGCAGCACUUUGAGAUCCUGUACUACCGGAAGAAUGGUGUCAAAUUCCUGUGCUCCGAGGUGAUAGCCCCGAUCCGGUCCGAGGUGGACGACAUCUCGCUGUUCAUCAUCAACUUCGAGGACCUGACGAACCCGACCACGCCGGAACCGAUCGAGCAGGUCAAGCUGAGCAAAUUUCCCUUUCUUUCAGUUGACCGAGCGCGGGCCAGCUUUCGACAAUCGUUCCGGAUCGGUCACAUUGCCCUGCGCGAUCGGGGUCUGCGGCUGGCCGGGUAUCUGACGCCGCCCUCGGAUGCCACCCAGGAGGAGGAGGAGAUCGGGAUCAACCGAAGUGCCAUUGAGAGGGGGUUUUGUAGCGACCGGGUCAGCCAAACGACGGUGCUCAAGGUGGAGACGAACAUCUGGACGCCGAUGUCGACGCCGGCGCUGACGAGGACCAAAGAACUGGAAGCGAUGGGCCCCGACAUCGACACGCUCAGCGGACCAGGCGAAAUUGUGAUAACGUCUCCGGAGACGGCCAAACUGGAAGUGACCCCGGUGGAGCAUUCGACGCCGACGAUCGUCGACGUCAAACCAGAGUUUCAGCAAACCAAAAGUUUAGACUUUGAUGUACAAUCAAAACUGCUGCAUUUUGGCAAGCAAACGCCUAACAAAUUUGUAGAUCCCGAAAACACUAAACUAAUCCACUCUUAUGAAAGUACGCACGCGAAAAAUUGUCGAGGGUUGAUAGAGAAGCGUGCCCAUACGAUAGACGAUUUUAUGCGAGGACCCACGAGUCACCAGGCUCGGCAGUAUUUCCCGUACGUGUCGUCCGAGAGCGACCUCCAACGCUACAAAGCAGUGCCAUUCAAGCAACAGAACUCGAGCCACGAGCCAAGAACCAGUUCAUCACUUUCUAAUGUGCCUUCAGACUCUACUAAAACUAAGCAGGAUAACGGAUCAGCGAAAUAUUUUCAGGGAACAAGACAAACAAUAAACAUGGGUGAAAAAGUAGCACAGGCACAAGAAAAAUGGUCGAGCGUCAGGCUCAGCUCCGACUCGAAAAAGAACCAGAUUAAGGUUGAAAACCAUAUCUCGACCCACUCGAACCUCAAUCUCAACGGACUCAGCAGCGAGAAGGGCGCACUGGGCAAGGAGGUCCUAUCGCUCGGCGCCGAUGUACUACCGGAAUACAAACUACAGAGUCCACGUGUUCACAAAUGGACAAUACUGCACUACUCUCCGUUCAAGGCGGUGUGGGACUGGAUAAUAUUAAUAUUAGUUAUGUAUACAGCAAUAUUUACCCCAUACGUAGCAGCAUUUUUGCUGAACGAACCUGACUUUAAUCAAAGAAAGAAUCGCAAAUAUGCUGAUGACCCAAUUGUGAUAAUUGAUUUAAUAGUUGAUGUAACAUUUGUCAUAGAUAUAUUAAUUAAUUUUCGGACGACGUUCGUCAACGGCCAGGACGAGGUGGUGUCCCACCCGGGCCGCAUCGCGGUGCAUUAUCUGAGCGGUUGGUUCCUGAUCGACCUGGUGGCGGCCAUCCCGUUCGACCUGCUGCUGGUCGGAAGUGAUACGGACGAGCUUGGCUUGGACAAAGAUGAGACAACGACUCUAAUUGGUUUAUUGAAAACGGCACGUCUAUUGCGUCUAGUGCGAGUAGCACGAAAGAUCGACCGCUAUUCGGAAUAUGGCGCUGCUGUUUUAGUAUUACUGAUGGCUACCUUUGCACUAAUCGCUCACUGGCUGGCUUGUAUUUGGUACGCGAUAGGGAACGCCGAGCGGCCCAUGAUGAAGAACAAAAUCGGCUGGCUGGACGCACUGGCGGACGCCACCCAGGAGUACUACUACGCCAACAACACCGGCGGUGGUCCGUCGAUUAAGUCACGUUACGUGACCGCCCUGUACUUCACCUUUACCUCGCUAACGUCGGUCGGCUUCGGCAAUGUCGCCCCGAACACGGACGCCGAGAAAAUCUUCACGAUAUGCGUGAUGCUGGUCGGAUCCCUCAUGUACGCCAGUAUCUUCGGAAACGUUUCGGCCAUCAUUCAACGGUUAUACUCCGGAACGGCACGGUACCACACGCAAAUGUUGCGUGUCCGGGAGUUUAUUCGGUUCCAUCAGAUCCCAAAUCCGCUGCGGCAACGGCUGGAGGAGUACUUCCAGCACGCGUGGACCUACACGAACGGCAUCGACAUGAACUCGGUGCUCAAGGGCUUUCCCGAGUGCCUGCAGGCGGACAUCUGUCUGCACCUGAACCGGAACCUGCUCACCAACUGUUCCGCCUUCGAAGCGGCCAGCCCCGGCUGCCUUAGAGCUCUUUCGCUAAAGUUCAAGACAACUCACGCUCCGCCCGGUGACACCCUGGUGCACAAAGGAGACGUCCUCACGUACCUAUAUUUUAUAUCACGGGGCUCGAUAGAGAUUUUAAAAGACGACGUAGUCAUGGCGAUAUUAGGAAAAGAUGAUAUUUUCGGCGAAAAUCCCUGCACGCACACGACGCUGGGAAAAUCAAACAGUAAUGUUAAAGCACUAACCUAUUGUGAUCUACAUAAGAUUCAUAGAGAUGACUUAUUAGACGUGUUAGAUUUAUUUCCGGAAUUUUAUGAUAGUUUUGUAAAUAGUUUGGAAAUUACGUAUAAUAUGAGAGAUGAAGAGCAAGCGGGCAUAGAGUUAAGGCAUCGACAUAUGCGACUCGGGUCCCAGGAUAGAGAUAGUGAUACGCGAUCCUACGUUAGAAGGAUAAACACGGUGCAUCAUAGACCGAGUCAGACCAAAUGUGAUAUUCCAAAUGAUAGAAGUUCGGGACAAUUGAGCACAAACUUCGACGACGAUCGAAAGUUUUCUAUAUCAGGAAUGAUGACUCAAAUAAAGCGAAGCAUUCCAGAUCUUAGAUCGAACAAACAUCAACCAUUGACCAGCACUUGUGCGUCUCCGAACGAAAGCCCCAAAAGCUCCCACAAGCACAGUCCGCCGGGUGAUUUGCAGUCGCCGAAGGGGGCGGCCCCCGAUGCCGUAACGCUCAGCGCCAUCAGCCAGCGGGCCUGCGUGUGUGGUCCCAAGGAGGGCGUUCUGCCUCCGCCACUUCCCCUGCCCGGUGGAGGAGGAGGUGGUGGCGGCAUGAGAACGAGCGGAACCAUCGACCUCAACAUCAAGUGCAGCACGGACGAGGACGGGUUCCAUCACCAUCACGGGGCACCGGGAACGAGCAGUCGGGAGAGGGACCGGGAUCGGGACCGGGACCAUCGUGACGAGCAUCGACACCACCAUUCGCACCACGAACAUCUAGGAUCAUCGGUAACGAAUCAGCUGUCCGCGCUAACGAUAAGACUAGACAACCUGGAGGGUAGCCUCAAGAAGGACAUUCGCACGAUUCUGGAUCUGCUCCAUCAGCAGCAGCAGCAAAUGCACCAGCAGCACCAGUUGCAGCAGAUGCAGAUGCAGCAGUCCGGCAAGACGGCAAUGUCCUCGUACCAACCGUCCGAGAGUGACUUCUCCUUCGACAUGUGUGGCAGUGGCGUUGGUGGGACCGGCGGCGGGGACUCUGGUGCGGCCAUGGCCAGGUCACAACAUCAGCAACAACACUCGCACCAGCACCAGCAUCAGCACCAGCAGCAACAGCAGCAGCAGCAGAUGCAGCAACGUGCCAGCGGAACCAGUGUGCAGCGGUCGGUGUCGCAGCCGGAGUGCGCCAACGAGAAAAGCCUUUUCAAGUGCUCAAAAUUUUCAUCAUUUAAUCAACCCAUGGACGAUACCCCGGAGGGCCACAACUGGAACAUUUUCGCCCCAAUCGCCAAGCUCGAGUCGUUGGACGAAAUUGACCAAGACAGCAAACACUCCACCGGUCAGGAGAAGCCUCAAUAACGCUUACUGUAGAAUGACGAGAAGACGUGUCGCUGCCAGAUGAUGAUGAUGCUGAUGCUGGCAGACCAACCACAGAAAUACAGAAACUUUAGCUCCUCUCGCCGCCGAGGGGAGUCGUUUAACGUUAGUGUGUACAUACUAAACUGCUUUGGAGGUUAUUUCAUAUACGUUCAUCUUUGAUUAGCUUGAUCGAGACUAGCGACAUUAAUGCAGAGCAAAAAGACACACACACACACUCACAACAACAACUAUUGUACAUUUUUUCAUAUAAAUAAUGAACAUAAAAAAUUUAUACGAGAUAUCAGCAGAUUUUUACGAUGAAAACAAAAACAAAGCAAAUAUUACCAGCAAAACAAAUCGCAACUAGUUAAGAAAAUCCCGCGCGCGCAGUGUUUAUAGCAAAGUGAUGAACUUAAGCUGGAUGGGUGCUUUAAAGGAAAAAAAAAACCAGCUCCAGCCUCUAGGUUUCAUCGGAUAUCUCUCUUGUUAUCAAGUUGUACGUUAAACGCAAGCCAACUCAAGAAGAAGCAGCAGCAGCA
Molecule: messenger RNA, 5989 nt
Organism: Culex pipiens pallens (northern house mosquito)
Lineage: Eukaryota; Metazoa; Arthropoda; Insecta; Diptera; Culicidae
Product: potassium voltage-gated channel subfamily H member 6-like
Exons: 29
Coding region: 1338-5450 (1370 amino acids)
Biological process (GO): membrane repolarization during action potential; potassium ion transmembrane transport
Cellular component (GO): membrane
Molecular function (GO): inward rectifier potassium channel activity
Source: RefSeq, a predicted model, not a curated record